Limulus polyphemus (Atlantic horseshoe crab) is the source of this 2710-nucleotide messenger RNA. It is a transcript of the gene Sec23, whose product is annotated as protein transport protein Sec23A-like. Gene Ontology annotation, biological process: endoplasmic reticulum to Golgi vesicle-mediated transport; intracellular protein transport; COPII-coated vesicle budding. The transcript is spliced from 21 exons. The coding region runs from base 175 to 2508 and encodes 777 amino acids. Gene Ontology annotation, molecular function: GTPase activator activity; zinc ion binding. Gene Ontology annotation, cellular component: endoplasmic reticulum exit site; COPII vesicle coat. Lineage: Eukaryota; Metazoa; Arthropoda; Merostomata; Xiphosura; Limulidae. The record is from RefSeq and is a predicted model, not a curated record.
UGACGUGUGCGUUUGAAAGUCAGGCUAGAACUGUUUUGUAGUUCUAGAGUUUGCCCAUCUGAGGUAGUUAGAACGUGAGGGUCCAAGGCUUAAAAUAAGCCUAAUUUUAUUUAUUAACCUAUAGUUAUAUUAUAUUAUUAGACAAUUUAACUAUUCUAACAAUUGUUAGGGAGAAUGACUGGCUACCAGACGUACCAAGACUUUAUCCAACAGAACGAAGAUCGAGAUGGAAUUCGAUUUAGUUGGAAUGUAUGGCCCUCUAGUCGACUUGAAGCUACAAGAUUAGUGGUUCCACUCGGUUCACUGUUCACACCACUGAAAGAAAGACCUGACCUUCCCCCAGUACAGUAUGAUCCUGUGCUUUGUAAUCGUCCAACUUGUAGAGCCAUCCUAAAUCCUUUAUGCCAGGUUGACUAUCGUGCCAAGCUUUGGGUGUGCAACUUUUGUUUUCAAAGAAAUCAAUUUCCUCCUCAAUAUGCAGCUAUUUCAGAACACCACCAACCUGCCGAACUUAUUCCACAGUUCUCUACAAUUGAAUACACAAUUAGUAGAGCAACUUGUCUCCCACCUAUUUUCCUUUUUGUUGUUGACACUUGUGUGGAUGAUGAAGAGCUGACAGCACUAAAGGAAUCCCUACAGAUGUCUCUUUCCCUGUUGCCACCAAAUGCUCUUAUUGGCUUGAUAACUUUUGGCAAGAUGGUUCAGGUUCAUGAGCUUGGAUGUGAAGGAAUCUCUAAAAGUUAUGUUUUCAGAGGAACAAAGGACCUUACAGCCAAACAAAUACAGGACAUGCUUGGGAUUGGCAAGUUCCACCAACAACAGCAACCCACAAACCCUCAGCCACCAGCACCAGGCCAGCCAGUUCCAGCUGCUAAUAAGUUUUUGCAACCUGUUCACAAAUGUGACAUGAGCUUAACAGACUUACUUGGAGAACUCCAGCGUGAUCCUUGGCCAGUUUCUCAAGGCAAACGCCCAUUGAGGUCAACAGGAGUGGCCAUGUCAAUUGCUGUUGGACUAUUAGAAUGUACCUAUCCUAAUGCUGGAGCUAGGAUAAUGUUAUUUGUAGGUGGAGCUUGUACACAAGGCCCAGGUAUGGUUGUCGGUGAUGAAUUAAAAAAUACCAUCCGGUCUCAUCAUGACAUUGACAAAGAUAAUUGUAAACACAUGAAAAAAGCCAUAAAACACUAUGAUGGGUUAGCAAAUCGAGCUGCCAGUAAUGGACACAUUAUUGACAUCUACUCUUGUGCACUGGACCAAACAGGUUUACAUGAGAUGAAGUCUUGCACCCAUCUAACUGGUGGGCACGUAGUAAUGGGAGACUCCUUCAACUCGUCCCUUUUCAAACAGACCUUUCAGAGAGUUUUUGCUAAAGACAGUAAAGGAGAGUUUCAGAUGGCUUUUAAUGGAGUUUUGGAAGUAAAGACAUCCAGGGAGUUGAAAGUUUCUGGAGCAAUAGGAUCUUGCAUUUCAAUGAACACAAAGAGUGCCAGUGUAUCAGAUACAGAACUAGGUAUUGGAGGAACUUGUCAGUGGAAGUUCUGUGGUAUUAACCCUAACACCACAGUUGGAAUAUUCUUUGAAGUGAUUAAUCAGCACAAUGCCCCAAUUCCCCAAGGUGGGAGAGGUUGUGUUCAGUUGAUUAUGCAAUACCAGCAUUCUAGUGGUCAGAAACGAGUUAGAGUGACAACAGUUGCCCGAAACUGGGCAGAUGCAACAACCAAUCUUCACCACAUCGCUGCAGGGUUUGACCAGGAAGCUGCUGCUGUUUUGAUGGCAAGAAUUGCAUGUUUCCGUGCAGAAAGUGAUGAUGGAGCAGAUGUUUUAAGGUGGCUGGACCGAAUGUUGAUAAAACUGUGUCAGAAGUUUGGAGAGUACAGCAAAGAUGACCCCAACUCAUUUCGUUUUGCUGAAAAUUUUUCACUUUAUCCUCAGUUCAUGUUCCAUUUACGUCGUUCACAGUUUCUUCAAGUAUUCAAUAACAGCCCUGAUGAGACCUCAUAUUAUAGAGAUUUGUUAAUGAGAGAAGACCUCACCCAAUCUCUGAUCAUGGUCCAACCUAUUCUUUAUGCCUACUCUUUCAAUGGUCCACCCGAGCCUGUGUUGCUAGACACCAACAGUAUACAACCCGAUAGGAUCCUGCUUAUGGACACAUUUUUCCAUAUUGUCAUUUUCCAUGGAGAGACCAUAGCACAAUGGAGAAAGGCUGGUUAUCAAAACUCACCUGAACAUGAGAACUUCAGGCAACUUCUUCAGGCUCCAGUUAAUGAUGCUCAGGAAAUCCUACAGACUCGUUUCCCCAUGCCUCGUUAUAUUGACUGUGAUCAGGGAGGCUCACAGGCAAGAUUUUUACUGUCUAAGGUGAAUCCUUCAAUUACUCACAACAAUAUGUAUGGAUGGGGUCAGACUUCGUAUCAAACGGAGAGUGGUGCUCCUGUCCUUACAGAUGAUGUCAGUCUUCAAGUUUUCAUGGAUCAUCUCAAAAAGCUGGCAGUAUCAAGUUCAGCUUAAAUGUUACAAAAUGUAUUUAUGAAACGAAUAUACUUUGUUUUGAUAAUUUUCCUUUCCCUCCUUAGCAAAUUUUGGUGUCAAAUGUAUAUUCUCUAAGCACUAUUAUUAUAAAGGUUUCUAGCAACAGAAUGACGAAGUGUAGUUGAAAAAAUUUGAUGCAUGUUCCUAAAUUCAAGGAAUAAAACAACAAUUGUAACAUAAC